Tilletiaria anomala UBC 951 is the source of this 1176-nucleotide messenger RNA. RefSeq names its product P-loop containing nucleoside triphosphate hydrolase protein. Gene Ontology annotation, cellular component: cytosol. The transcript has 2 exons. The record is from RefSeq and is a predicted model, not a curated record. Gene Ontology annotation, biological process: iron-sulfur cluster assembly. Gene Ontology annotation, molecular function: ATP binding; 4 iron, 4 sulfur cluster binding; ATP-dependent FeS chaperone activity. Lineage: Eukaryota; Fungi; Basidiomycota; Exobasidiomycetes; Georgefischeriales; Tilletiariaceae. Bases 1 to 1176 code for a protein of 391 amino acids.
AUGCUUGCUGUCCAAUCCCAGCCAACUGCCCCGCCACUGGAUGCCGCCACCAGCAGCGACUUGCCAAGCGCGCUUCCCUCCACUGUUCUCUCAAGCGAGUCCAUCGCCCGGGCCCUACCCGAUGCGGUGCCGGAGAAUGCUCCCGCACAUUGUCCAGGCACAGACAGUGACCAAGCCGGUCUAGCAUCAGCAUGCCAGGGCUGUCCCAAUCAGAAUGUUUGUGCUUCUACGCCAAAAGGACCGGAUCCUGAUAUCCCCAGGAUCAGGUCUCGCAUGAAGGGCGUGAAGAACAAAAUCUUGAUUAUGAGCGGCAAAGGCGGUGUAGGAAAGAGCACAUUCACCGCACAGCUUGGCUGGACACUCUCCGCCGAAUGCAAGAAGCGCGCCCCUUGGCAGGAGAAGGGAAAAGGGCGCGAGGUUGAGACUGAGCAUGAGGCCGAGCUGUGUCAGACGGGCAUUAUGGACAUUGACAUUUGCGGACCGUCCAUUCCGACGAUCCUUGGCCUCACAUCUGCAAAUGUUCACUCCAGUGCAUCAGGCUGGUCGCCGGUGUACGUCAGCGAUAGCCUCUGCGCCAUGUCCAUCGGCUUCCUCUUGCCGAGCGCCAGCUCGGCAGUCAUCUGGCGAGGGCCAAAGAAGAACGGCAUUAUCAAACAAUUUCUCAUGGAUGUCGACUGGACAGGCGAUCAAGGUGCGGAUGAUGAGGAAGCGGAUGCGAAAGGCAGCGAGAAGUACUCGCUCGAUUACAUGCUCAUCGAUACACCACCUGGUACAUCCGACGAGCACCUUUCCAUCGUCUCCUUCCUCUCACAAGCCUCCACAAUCAAUGGUGCAGUCCUCCUGACAACACCACAGGAAAUUUCUCUCCAGGACGUGCGCAAGGAGAUCUCAUUCUGCCGCAAGAUGUCCAUACCAAUCCUGGGAAUCGUAGAGAACAUGGCCGGCUUCGUCUGCCCGGCCUGCCAUGGCCGCAGCGACAUUUUCUACCCGAGCACGGGCGGAGCAGAAGCGUUGUGCAAGGAGCUCGGGCUCCGUUUUCUUGGUAGCGUGCCACUAGACCCGCGAAUAGGAAAAUGCUGCGAUAUGGGCACGAGCUUUGUCGAAAGUUUUCCGGAUAGUCCUGCGAGUGUCGCCUAUAGAAACAUCAUCGAUAAAAUCCAAGAGCUAGUUCCAUAG